GCUUCCUCGCCGCCGCGGGCUCAAGCGGGGCGGCCGGGCCAGCGCGGGGCGGCGGCGGGCAGGGGCGGCGAGUGCGCGGGCGCUCGCCGCCGCCCUUCUCGGCGGGCAGCGCGCGAGGACCAGGCCGAGGAGGAAGUGGCGGCGGCGGCGGCGGGACUGCGCGCCCCAGCUCCGAUCCCCGUUCCGCGUCCCCGCCGCCGGGAGGAGGUGCCCACUCGCUCGCGGCGCGCGCCGGCCGCCAGACUCGGCCUGUGGGCGAUUUCCUCCGGACCCAGGCUCCCCGCCCGAGGAGGAAGAUGCAGACCUUUCUGAAAGGGAAGAGAGUUGGCUACUGGCUGAGCGAGAAGAAAAUCAAGAAGCUGAAUUUCCAGGCCUUCGCCGAGCUGUGCAGGAAGCGAGGGAUGGAGGUUGUGCAGCUGAACCUUAGCCGGCCGAUCGAGGAGCAGGGCCCCCUGGACGUCAUCAUCCACAAGCUGACUGACGUCAUCCUUGAAGCCGACCAGAAUGAUAGCCAGUCCCUGGAGCUGGUGCACAGGUUCCAGGAGUACAUCGAUGCCCACCCUGAGACCAUCGUCCUGGACCCGCUCCCUGCCAUCAGAACCCUGCUUGACCGCUCCAAGUCCUAUGAGCUCAUCCGGAAGAUUGAGGCCUACAUGGAAGACGACAGGAUCUGCUCGCCACCCUUCAUGGAGCUCACGAGCCUGUGCGGGGAUGACACCAUGCGGCUGCUGGAGAAGAACGGCUUGACUUUCCCAUUCAUUUGCAAAACCAGAGUGGCUCAUGGCACCAACUCUCACGAGAUGGCUAUCGUGUUCAACCAGGAGGGCCUGAACGCCAUCCAGCCACCCUGCGUGGUCCAGAAUUUCAUCAACCACAACGCCGUCCUGUACAAGGUGUUCGUGGUUGGCGAGUCCUACACCGUGGUCCAGAGGCCCUCACUCAAGAACUUCUCCGCAGGCACAUCAGACCGUGAGUCCAUCUUCUUCAACAGCCACAACGUGUCAAAGCCGGAGUCGUCAUCGGUCCUGACGGAGCUGGACAAGAUCGAGGGCGUGUUCGAGCGGCCGAGCGACGAGGUCAUCCGGGAGCUCUCCCGGGCCCUGCGGCAGGCACUGGGCGUGUCACUCUUCGGCAUCGACAUCAUCAUCAACAACCAGACAGGGCAGCACGCCGUCAUUGACAUCAAUGCCUUCCCAGGCUACGAGGGCGUGAGCGAGUUCUUCACAGACCUCCUGAACCACAUCGCCACUGUCCUGCAGGGCCAGAGCACAGCCAUGGCAGCCACAGGGGACGUGGCCCUGCUGAGGCACAGCAAGCUUCUGGCCGAGCCGGCGGGCGGCCUGGUGGGCGAGCGGACAUGCAGCGCCAGCCCCGGCUGCUGCGGCAGCAUGAUGGGCCAGGACGCGCCCUGGAAGGCUGAGGCCGACGCGGGCGGCACCGCCAAGCUGCCGCACCAGAGACUCGGCUGCAACGCCGGCGUGUCGCCCAGCUUCCAGCAGCAUUGUGUGGCCUCCCUGGCCACCAAGGCCUCCUCCCAGUAGCCACGGAGCCGGGACCCAGAGGGGCAGCGCAGGGCGCAGAGCACACCCGCUGGGCCAGCAGCUCCCAACGGCGAUGCUACUACUAAGAAUCCCCAGUGAUCUGAUUCUUCUGUUUUUUAAUUUUUAACCUGAUUCUCUGAUGUCAUGAUCUAAAUGAGGGGUAGUGGGGGAUGGAAGAGAGUACCAGGUGGUCCACCGUUGGGGAGUGGGGCCGUCCGCCUGCUCUCUACUGUGCAGACCUCCUAACUGAGUUUACACACGCUUGUGUUUGCAACACUAGGUCUGGAUGGGAGGUGAGGGGUGUGCGUAUGGCUGCCAUGCCAGUGUCUGUGCACAUCCCUGUCUGUUGGUCUCCAUGGCCACUGUGGACCGGGACCCUUGGGGGAAGCCUGCCCAUGUCGGGCUGUGGGAGGCUGAUCGGUGCAUGUGAGAGUGGCUUCCCUUCUGCCUGACUCCCCACUCCCUGACCUGCCCCUUCCUUGUUUUUCCUCCUACUGGUCUCCACCAAGGCUUUGUUAGCCCCCACCCUGCCUGGUGUGCAGCUAACCCCUCCCUCCCCACAGCCAGAGGAGGCCACAGACCCCUCAGGGGAGUUCCGCGCUGGGGUCUGGGCUGUGCUCCCUCACUAAAGGGAAGGAAAGGAAGCUGGGCGUCCUCUGGGCCCCCCAACACACGUCCCAUUUAGCCCUGCACAGCGGUCUCCUUCCCCUAAGCCAGCACUGCUGCUCCCUGGAGCCCGGGAAGGAGGCUGCCUGGCUGGAGGCCCGAGCCGAUGGCGCCUGUGCUGAGGAUUUGUGCUGUGAUUUGGGCAAAUCAUUCCAGGUCUUUGGGCCUCCACCCCCUUGUCUCUAGUGGACAUUUGAGAUCAGAGAGCACCACAGGGCUGGCUUUGUGCCCUAACCCCUGGGAUGCAGCCUGCCUUUCCAUAAAGUCACCUAGGUGAGGAUAGGCGCGGGAGCCUCGGCAUGACACCAUGGAGAUCGGGGCCCUCUUCCCAGUGGGUUCACUCCUUUUCACACCUGCUGGGUCCCUCCUCACCCAGCAGGCCUGGUCCACCUCUCAUUGCAAGCCCCAAGCACUGAGCCAGCAGGUGCCAGGGAGCCACCCGCCCCCCAUCGCUUCUGCACACCUCAGACUCACCCCAUCACCUUGGCAGCAAAGCACUGGCUCUGCCGUCUGACCCCUGAUCCAGGCAGCCCCCUCUGCAGAGAAAAGGGUUGGGGAGAAGCCUCUGCAGUCCUGGAAGAUGUGGGGUGCUGGGUGAGAGGCAUCAGCCCCCACAAGUAUGUUUUUGUGUCUUAAGAUAGCAGUUUACUUUGAAAAAGUGAAAAAGGCUUCCGGGCUGUCCUCUGCCCAGUGAGAUGGAGGACGCUAGAGAAAGUGCUGAGUGUCCCGAGAGAGGCCCCCGAGCCAGUGCAUGGAGGUCCUUCGGCCUGGCUCAGCUGGGCUGCAGGAUGCCCACUUUGAGGAGGGAGGCACAGGGCUUGGGCGAGGGGCAGAGGCCAUCAGAACUGCCCGGCUUUUUUGGAAACUGAGGACCCAACAACUAACCACGUUUACACGACUUGAGUUUUGAACCCCGAUUAAUGUCUGUACGUCACCUUUCCUAGUUCUGACCCUGAGCCCUGGGGAACAGGAAAGCGUGGCUGGCCUCUUGCACUGCUUUGUCUCCAAAAUAAACUACUGAAAUCAAACCGCAUUUCACACGUGUUUACACAUGUUGCUCAAGUUUGUUAUGUCAUACUCCCAGUCCUUAAAAGACGUUUAAUAAAACAGCUUUACCUUUUAAAAAUAAAAUUUCAAUCCCAGUCUGCCUCAGGUACGGGUGGGGGUGUGCAGCGUGACUCCUGGCUGUGUUCCUGUACCGUUUGUGGCCUCCGGGGUCUUGCGCGUCCAGGGCCCAGAUACCGAGUAACUGCCAUGUGGUGUCGUGGUGGCGUCCAUAGGCCUCCGUGGUGGGGCGGGGGCGGGGCUGUGGGUGUGCAGGGCAGCUGCAUUUUCCAAGAGUGGAGAUGGAGGAUGGAGAUUUGCUUCGUAAAGGCCUGGGAGCUACAUGGGAGGUAGGGAGGGGCCAGCCACACCCAGGGCUGGGGGGCCGGUGGACUCUGCCCAGUGAAGCCAGGGGAGUGUCAGCAAUGAGGGGCCUGGACAGCGACGCGGGACCCGCACCUGGGAGCGGCAGAGAUGGAGCCCAGCUCGCUAAACGUACCCUAAGGGUGCACGCUGACCAUCUUUGAUCCCUGGACAGUGUCCAUAGAGUUGUCUCCCCUUCGGUCACAUUGUCCCUGGCCUUGGAGUUUCUGCCUCAGGGAAAGACCCACUAAAACCACCCGGGCUCUGGCGGCCUCCUCUUCUCCAGAGCAUGGUGGCGCUGCCUCCUGAGCAGAGUCACUGAGAGUGUCUGGGUCCAAGGAAGGGACCCACUUAGCAAAGGUUGUUGUGUGGUGCUGUGCAGGCACGGCGCCUGGAGUUGGCCCCGCCAGCAUCGGGGUGGCUUGGGGCUCUGGUUCCUAAGCUUCUGCUUCUGAGUUGGUCAGCACGUUGGCUCUGCGCCCUGCAGUGCCUGUCUUGAUGGUGGUCCCUGGAUGUGCUGAAGGGCUCCAGGAGCAAGGGGCCAGACCACACUUUGGCUGAGUCCUUGGGUAGUUUCAGAGGGUCACCUGCACAGUCUGCAUUGAGCACCCUGGGGCUGAGGCCGUGGGUCAAGUUCUGCCUGACAGUGCUUUGAUUAUAUGGUGAUGUGAUUCUGCAAACAUAACCCCCCAACUGAGUGCCAGCUGCUGGGUGUCCCCACCCCAAGAGCCAAGGGGAGGCCACCCUGGAACUGGUGCUUUGCCCUUGGUGUCAUGGAGGUGUCUGGGUCCACACGUGGUGGGUGGGCUGGGCCUGCAGUCACCCAGCAUGGCCGGCGGGAUUGGACCCAGCUGCAACCUGGCAGGUUCCAUGGGGCUUCCUGUGCCUGGGCCUGCCUGUGUCUCAUGCCUGUCAAUAAAGGAGAAAGCAACCUGGGAAAAACAUUCCUCUCUGUACCCAGGGGACUGCCAAGUGUGCUUUAUAGAAGGCUGGAAGACCGACUGAAGUAGGAAGCUGUCACAUGUUUGAGCCAACUGAGCAAAGCAGCUGUUGCCUGCCAGACAGCCACCCCAAGACCAAGGGAGCCAGCCUGUCGUUUGUCCUUCUAGCCUGGAAGACCAGUUCUUGGCUCUUGGGCACUCACAUUGGCCACUGGCCACAACUGCUGAAUGGCUUCACUAAUGUCCCUGGGGUCUGUAUCUGCCCUCUCUUCUAUUCCCUAGAAACUCUGGCCGGGCAUGGCGGCUCACGCCUGUCAUCCCAGCACUUAGGGAGGCUGAGGCAGGUGGAUCACAAGGUCAAGAGAUCGACACCAUCCUGGCCAACAUGGUGAAACCCCAUCUCUACUAAAAAUACAAAAAUUAGCUGGACAUGGUGGUGGGCGCCUGUAGUCCCAGCUACUUGGGAGGCUGAGGCAGGAGAAUUGCUUGAACUCGGGAGGCGUAGGUUGCAGUGAGCCAAGAUCGCACCACUGCACUCCAGCCUGGCAACAGAGCAAGACUCCUCAAAAAACAAACAAACAAACAAACAAACUCUGAUCAUUCACCCGGUGGGAUCCCCGGCAGCUCCUUCUCCUUCCCGAGCUGUGGCUCAUGGGCCAUUGGAUUCAGAGACCUUGAGCUGGGUGCUGGCUGCCCUAAAGGAGCACGACCCCUCCAGCCUGGUGACCGGGAGGCAGAGAAGUGCAGCUGUCCUUGACAAAGGCCCAGCCUCUGCUGCCUCAGGCCAGCCUGGCCACACCCCGAUGCCACAGUCAUCUGCCCCGCCCAGGCAUAAGCCUGACUCAGGUGAUACAGGCGAGGCUUCUCCCAUGGGUCCUCCCCUUGUGAGAAAGGGUCUGUGCUGUGUACCUUCUCUCUGCACAGCCAUUGUCAGUGUGGUUUGGAGUGAGUGAGCCUCCCGCACUGCUCAGGGGAGAGCUGGUGAGCAUGACUCCAUGGCCUCCUGCUGGUUGGGGUCUUCUUCUGAUUCUCACCCGCAGGAGCACCCAGACCCCCCCUUUUCAGAAAUGAUUACAUUUUCCCUUCAAGAGUCAUCUGUGACCUGGUGGUGUGGAGGGACUGUCCCCUCCUGCAGCCUGGCCGACCCCCUUCCUCCAGGGCUGUGUGGAAUCACCUCUCAGAAGCUCACUCUGAAAAGCCACUCACAGGGAUUUCACCAGGAUGUUGCUGUUCCUGCCGACACCUGGGCUUUGUGACAAAUGCUGUUUGCUUCAAGCUGUUCACAAGCAACUUCACCAGAAUCCCAAGCUGGUUCGUACUUAAUUUGUGUACAUACAUAUGCAUAAUAUACAUGACCAUGUAUGAGAUACAGACACCAUGGCUUCUGUCCAUUGGCUCAUUCGCCUGGUCGCAUGUUCACUCCAUGAGGUUAGGACACUGCGGGUGGCUUUGGGAUGGGUGGUUUCAGGGACAAGGUGUCGCUAUGAUCUCUGUAUUUGCUAACUAGUCUUGUUUUGAUUUCUAACGGUCUAGUGGAGUACAGUUAAUGUUGUGUUUAUUUCUGUAACUGUAGGGGUGGAGUAUAAACCUAACUUUUGGAAACAUGAAGAAAUAAACAAUAGCGCCAGCCGUU
Molecule: messenger RNA, 6188 nt
Organism: Homo sapiens (human)
Lineage: Eukaryota; Metazoa; Chordata; Mammalia; Primates; Hominidae
Gene: ITPK1
Product: inositol-tetrakisphosphate 1-kinase
Exons: 11
Coding region: 297-1541 (414 amino acids)
Biological process (GO): inositol trisphosphate metabolic process
Cellular component (GO): apical plasma membrane
Molecular function (GO): magnesium ion binding; inositol-3,4,6-trisphosphate 1-kinase activity; inositol-3,4,5,6-tetrakisphosphate 1-kinase activity
Source: RefSeq, marked reviewed